This is a messenger RNA of Colletotrichum graminicola M1.001, 867 nucleotides long. RefSeq lists its product as uncharacterized. Lineage: Eukaryota; Fungi; Ascomycota; Sordariomycetes; Glomerellales; Glomerellaceae. The transcript is spliced from 3 exons. The coding region runs from base 1 to 867 and encodes 288 amino acids. The record is from RefSeq and is a predicted model, not a curated record.
AUGUUUCCGCCUUUGACUUUGUCUCUUCUCAUAUUUUUCCUCUUCUCCAGGGUACAUGGAGUGUGUUACUACCCCGACAGCAGCAUCGCCCCCAACGAUACACCAUGCCAGGACCGAACGGCCGAAUCUGUUUGCUGCGGGCAGGGCUACGCGUGCCUCUCGAACGGCAUGUGCCAGGCGACGGGGAGAGAACUGCAGAAAGGGGGCGCGACGGAACUCGUACGGGGAUCUUGCACCGAUCGUUCGUGGAGGAGUUCGAGCUGCCCGCUGUUUUGCAUCAACCCAGAGACGGAUAACGUUACGGGUGGCAUCGGGAUUGCGAAGUGCCAAGGGACCGUGGAGGAGCUGUACUAUUGCAUCAACACGGUGCAGGACCGGGUCAACUGCACAGCGAAGCAGAACGUCUUGUUCUUCCAAGGGUCUCCAACUGCAAUCACAACUAUCGGUGUGGCAGCUACAACAACCCCGGCGUCGUCGUCGUCAUCAACAAUAUCUGAAUCGGUGACAGCAAGCUCAACAGUUACAUCUCACCUUUCCUCUAGUUCGUCCAGAACACCGAACUCGAGCUCAUUACCCUUGAGCAGUGCUACCAGCGGCCCAGAAAGCAUCCCAGAGAGCAGCCCAGCAUCCGGCUCCAGCAAUCAGAAUGUCACCAUCGGCGCUGCUGUUGGUGCGGCAGAAAGCACGGCGACGCACCUGCCUAUACAACACGACGCGCCUGUUGCACCGCCUGAUCCAUAUGUCAGCCCGCCUCCUCACAACAGCCAGGUAUACGAAGUGCCGAGAAAAUGGGUGCCACCCAUGGUGCAAGACCACUACGGUCCCCAGGAGCUCCCAGGAUGGCAGCCAGAGCCUCGCAGGGGCUAA